Molecule: messenger RNA, 4458 nt
Organism: Spea bombifrons (plains spadefoot toad)
Lineage: Eukaryota; Metazoa; Chordata; Amphibia; Anura; Pelobatidae
Gene: SYMPK
Product: symplekin scaffold protein
Exons: 27
Coding region: 138-3737 (1199 amino acids)
Cellular component (GO): mRNA cleavage and polyadenylation specificity factor complex
Source: RefSeq, a predicted model, not a curated record
AUUCAGGGUGGUCUCAAUGGCUUCAUUCUUGGCGGAAGUAAAACCCCGGGGUUAGCUGGCCCUUCGCUGUUCUGGAGUGGGACCAGGAGCUGGAGGGGAAGUCGCGCAGUAAUUAGCGUGUGAAAGCUUCAGCAGCCAUGGCGGUCAGCAUGGCAUCUCAGUUCUUCUCCCAGGACGAAGGGGCUUCUGAUGUUACUUCCACCUCCGAGAGGGUUGUAGAACUGCUGAAUACGGCUUCUCUUGCUUCCAACGAUUCUAAAAUGACAAUGCUUAGACAGGUUCAAGAACUCAUCAUAAACAAGGACCCCACGCUACUGGACAACUUUCUUGAUGAAAUAAUUGCCUUCCAAGCUGACAAGUCUGUUGAUGUUCGGAAAUUUGUUGUGAAUUUUAUAGAAGAGGCUUGUAAACUGGAUAAUGAACUUCUGGUGAAGUUAAUCGCCAACUUGCACAUGCUCCUAAAAGAUGAGAAUGUCAAUGUAGUGAAAAAGUCCAUCUUAACCAUGACCCAGCUCUACAAGGUGGCUUUGCAGUGGGUUGUACGUUCACGUUCCCCUUCGGAGGGCCAGGAGUCCUGCUGGGACUUGGUGACCGAGAUGGCUGGAGAUAUUCUGCUCAUGUUGGAGUCUGACAACGACGGGAUCCGCACGCAUGCAGUGAAGUUCGUGGAGAGUUUGAUCGUCACGCUGUCCCCUCGCACGGCAGAUAGCGAAGUACCCAAAAGACAAGAGGGGGAUAUCAGCCUUGAGCAGAUCCCACAGGACCAGCACUUCCUGAAAUACAACACUCUGCGAGAUUCCGGAAAACAGGCUGUAAAGGAACUCUUGAAGUUCAUGGCUCACCCGGCUAUCUCCAGCAUCAACCUGACUGCAGCCUUGGGGUCUUUGGCUUCCAUUGCCCGCCAGAGGCCCAUGUUCAUGGCGGAGGUUAUCCAGGCAUACGAGAGCCUGCAUGCCAACCUUCCUCCAACUUUGGCGAAGUCUCAGGUGAGCAGUGUCAGGAAGAACCUGAAAUUGCAACUGCUCAGUGUCCUACGUCAUCCAUCCUCCAUUGAGUACCAAGGGGCCAUCACCACCCUUCUCCUCGAUCUGGGGACCAGCCAGGCGGAAAUAUCUCGAAACCUACCACCGUCCAGGGAUAUCGGUCGCAAGAGGGCCAGGGAAAUGGUCGAAGGAGGACAGAAAAAGAGCCGCACAGACCCUUCUUUGGCCGAUGAUGACGAUGAUAAGGACACGGUACAGCAUCCUCCCGCUCAGCCUCCUGUCCCCAGCACAAUGUCUGCCACAGAUAUCACUGCCGAGUUCCUGCGUCCUUUACUGACACCGGAGAGCGUGGCCAACCUGGUCCUCAUUAGUAUGGUGUAUCUCCCUGACACGAUGCCGGCCUCCUUCCAGUCUACCUACACGCCAGUCGAGUCUGCGGGGACUGAUGCACAGAUCCGCCAUCUUGCCCGACUCAUGGCUACGCAGAUGACAGCGGCAGGCAUUGGUCCCGGUGUUGAGCAGACGAGAGACGCCCCAGCGGAAGUAGUGGAGGAAGAGAGCAGCAAACCCGAGGGAUUGGUGAUCAAGCGUCGGAUGUCAUCUCUUCCUACUCAGGGCCAGGCCAUCUCUGUUGUUGGGGCUCAGAGUAAGCCUACCAAAGAGGAGGAAGAAGAGGAGCCACCCCAAGCCAAGAAAAGGCCAGAGCCUAUUCUGCCAGGGACUCAACUCCGGUCGGCUGGCGCUGGAGGCCGUAAGAAAAUAUUCAAGUUGAAGGAGGUUUCUGAGCCUCUGACAGAAGCUCAGAUGAAAAGUCUGAAGCUGGGAUCCGUGCAGAGAAUCCUCCAGUCGGAGAAAAGCGUGGGUAGCAGCGGUGCCAGCCAGAUACGCGUGAAGGUCCUUGCCCGUCUGGUGACGCGUCUGGAUACCUCCCUGAAAGCUGAGGUCUUGUCUCAUUUUCUGAGUGACACUCGUGGACGGCUGGACCUCGCGCUGGCUUGGCUUUAUCAGGAAUACUGCGAAUACCUGUCUGGAGGAGGUGAUGAGGGAUACCAGGAGUGUCUUAUCGGGAUUCUAACUGGCCUCCAAGAGAGACCUGACCAGAAAGAUGGGGUCUUCACGAAGAUCGUCCUAGAAGCUCCUCUGCUUACGGAUUCGGCCUUGGAUGUGAUUCGGAAAUACUGUGAAGAUGAGGGUCGUAGUUAUCUAGGGAUGUCGACCUUGCGGGAUCUGAUACUCACUCGCCCAGCCAGACAGUUCCAAUAUCUACACCUUCUCCUGGACUUGAGCUCACACGAAAAAGAAAAGGUCCGGCAACAAUCUCUCCUCUUCAUUAAGCGAAUGUACGAGAAGGAGAGUCUCCGGCAAUAUAUAGAGAAGUUUGCUCUUAACUACUUGCAGCUCCUUGUCCAUCCAAACCCUCCUUCUGUGCUUUUUGGGGCAGACAAAGACACGGAGGUGGCAGCUCCAUGGACAGAAGACACGGUGAAACAAUGCCUGUAUCUGUACCUGGCUCUACUCCCGCAGAACCACAAACUGAUCCAUGAGCUGGCGUCUGUAUAUACCGAGGCCACUGCCGACAUUAAGAGGACGGUGCUUAGGGUCAUUGAGACUCCGAUCCGUGGCAUGGGAAUGAACUCCCCCGAGCUGCUGCUUUUGGUGGAAAACUGCCCCAAAGGGGCUGAGACUCUUGUAACCCGGUGCCUGCACAUUUUGACAGACAAAGUUCCGCCGUCUCCGGAGUUGGUGAAACGUGUCCGUGACCUGUACCAGAAGCGCUUGCCGGAUGUCCGGUUCCUGAUUCCUGUCCUGAAUGGGCUGGAUAAGAAAGAAGUUAUUCAGGCUUUGCCUAAACUCAUCAAACUUAACCCAAUAGUGGUGAAAGAAGUAUUUAACCGGCUCCUGGGAACACAGCACGGUGAGGUCAGCUCCACCAUGUCUCCUCUCACACCUGGGGAUCUUCUCGUUGCUCUUCACAACAUUGACUCCAGUAAAUGUGACAUGAAGUCUGUCAUCAAAGCUACCAACUUGUGCUUCUCGGCUCGCUCGGUGUACACGUCGGAGGUGUUGGCCGUAGUGCUGCAGCAGCUGAUGGACACGACGCCUCUCCCCAUGCUGCUUAUGAGGACGGUGAUCCAGGCCCUGGGAAUGUACCCUCGACUAGGUGGCUUCAUUAUGAAUAUACUGACCCGCCUUAUCUACAAGCAGGUCUGGAAAUAUCCCAAAGUGUGGGAAGGUUUCAUUAAAUGCUGUCAAAGAACCAAACCACAGUCUUUCAGCGUCCUGCUGCAGCUUCCACCGCCACAGCUCCUGUCUGUCUUGCAGACCUGCCCUGACCUCCGGGAUCCGCUUUUAGCUCAUGUUCGAUCUUUCACCCCACACCAGCUGGCUCAUGUACCCCAUUCCAUCAUGGCUAUUCUAGAGGCCGAAUCCAGAACGGAACCAGAGUCAGAGGACGCUGCACAACCUGAAGAGGAGCCAGAAGCCACAUCCCAGGAUAUCAUUUCCCGGCGCCUCGCUCAGGAGAAAUCCCUAAAGAGGCAGAUACUGGAAGAGCAGAAGGUGCGAAACCCCCAAGAGAUGGAAGAAGAAUCUGUGGCAGAAACACCGACUAUCUUCAUAGACGAGGAAGACUUUGAGCCAACGAAGGCUACUGUGAAAGAAGAAGAGGAUUCUGGAAAUUCCGCUGCUGCCGCGACACAAUCUCCCCCUCCCGACGAACCCAUGGAAGUCGGCGAAGAACAGAAAGACGAUUGAACGCGACCCCUGCGCUCGCAAGACAUCUCUGACCUGCUAAUGCUAUAAACAUCAAUUAAAAUACUCGAUCUAUUCUGAGAUAGUCUACUGCUUUGUCUUAGAAAGUGAGCAGACACUGGUACAUGUGAUUUAAGUGUUACGCAGCGUGACUCCCCCAGCCUAAUACGAAAUACGGUGAUGCGUCGAAAGUUUUAAAUAUUUUUUUUUUAGUAUUUAAAAUAGCCGAGAAAAUAGUUUUGCUUAAUGAAGACAGCGUGAGCACCGUGUGCAUGUCUAUAGAGUCGCUGUAAGUCCCUGCGCUGUGAAUUGGUUACCGUAUGGUGAGAAAAAGAAAAAUGAAGCUUUUUGAAUCGUAUGAAUCAAACAAAACAUGAAAUGUAGAUGUGAAUAUAUCAUGUUAUAUUAUUUCUUAACCCUGAAAUAUAUAUUUUCUUUUCCAAAAGAAAAAUGGUCAUCUUUUGUUAAACGCUGCUCUAAGCUAUAGGGUUACCCCCUACGUGACAUGAAAUAAAAUCCAAACACGCUUGGGCUCUGUGCCCGUUCGUGGUCACCGAGCCCCCGUCUUCCCAUUAAGCACCAUCAUGAAAGGAUUCAGGUUGCAAAUGGCAAAAGGGAAGGAUAGUUAUAUAAAAAUAAUAAAAAAAAAAAUCUGGAUCGUCACGUUUCACAACGCCUGUAUAUAAAGUACUAUAUACUCAAUAAAUGUAAUGUGUUUAUCUAA